CCAGGGAACCCCACAUCAGUAAGGAACCACGAUGCUCCUUAAGGAAAGGACCCCAGCCCAGGACAAAUGAUGGAGCAUCGCAGACAAGGGUUGCCCACUGAAGGGUGAGACAUGCAGUAGGAGCCAGUGCUUCCCACCACAGAGCGAGACUCGGCCGUGCCACACAGCCUGGGGCACCUCGGGAGGGACAGGACAUGCACCACCUCAGCUGCCUCCUUUUGGGACUCUUCUUCAUCCUCAGCAUCACCACUAUGGGUGGCUUUGCCCAGGCAGGCCGCAGGGUGUGCGCUGUGACGCCGCAGAGCCGCACGGCUGCCCGCGCCGAGUCCCACGUCCAGCCUGUGUACCAGCCCUACCUCACCACCUGCCAGGGCCACCGCCUCUGCAGCACCUACAGGACCAUCUACAGGGUUGCCUACCGGCAGACCUACAGGCAGCUGCCCCAGUCCAUGGCUUCAUGCUGUCCGGGCUGGAGCAGAGCUGACAGCCAUGCACUCAGCUGCAACAGAGCUGUCUGCUGGAUGCCGUGCCAGAACGGUGGGAGCUGCACCUUCCCUGGCAGAUGUGCCUGCCCACCCGGCUGGACGGGCAGAGCCUGCCAGACAGAUGUGGAUGAAUGUGCUGGGCAGAGCCACGGCUGCCAUCAGCUCUGCAUCAACACCGCUGGGAGCUACCACUGUGCCUGCCAGGAUGGCUUCAGCCUCGCUGCCGACCACAGAGCGUGCCAGCCCCUGCUGCCAGCACCUGAGCCAGAAACCUUCAACCAAGCAGGUCCCCACAGUGAAAUGAAGGAAGAAAUGAAAGACCUGAAGAGCAGAGUGGAAGCGCUGGAGCAGAAACUCCAGUUGGUGCUGGCUCCCUUCCACGACCUCAUGCCCUCUGCACCGGAGGACGUCGGCACAGACCCCAUCAGCCGCCUGGCCCACUCCCUGCAGCAGCUGGACAGAAUCGACUCCCUGAGCGAGCAGAUCUCCUUCCUCGAGGAGAGACUGGAGACAUGUUCCUGCAAGAAUGAACUUUAACCAAGUGCCUGAGGAACUGCAGCAAGCUGAGUGCAUCCACAGCUCUUAUCUCAUCCUCCAGCCCCGGGCUGGGGACAAGGCCACAUCAUCUGCAGGAAGGCACAGGGUAGCAGGAGAAGGCUGGUUUCCCAUCAGCAUCUCCAUUGUUUUCUCUUCCAACUCACCAAAGGUCACACAGCUACUUCCAAACUGGACUCUGAGCCCUCAGCAUCUCCCCCCCCCACCCCUUCCUGCUGGAGAGGCAGCAAAUAAAUGCCUUCCCCCAUGCCACCAGUGCCCAGCUGGCUGUGCCAGAGCCUGGCUGUAUGUGAAGCCCUGUGCUGCUUGGCUGUGCCUGCUUUUCACUCGCUGUUUGCUUGGGACAUCAUCUGCCAGGGCACAGGGGUGGGUGUGCUGCCUGCCCAGUGGAGCACAGACCUGGCCUGGGCAGGACAGCAGCUUGCCCCCACCU
This is a messenger RNA of Dryobates pubescens (Downy woodpecker), 1473 nucleotides long. It is a transcript of the gene EGFL7, whose product is annotated as EGF like domain multiple 7. The record is from RefSeq and is a predicted model, not a curated record. Gene Ontology annotation, molecular function: calcium ion binding; signaling receptor binding. The transcript is spliced from 10 exons. Gene Ontology annotation, biological process: anatomical structure development. Lineage: Eukaryota; Metazoa; Chordata; Aves; Piciformes; Picidae. Gene Ontology annotation, cellular component: cell surface; extracellular region. The coding region runs from base 195 to 1022 and encodes 275 amino acids.